AUGCUCCUAGAUCUGAUAGAGGAGCGUCAGAUGUUCCUUCCGGAAUCGGAUACCUGUCAGUCGCUGGCGCUGGGAAACAUCUAUCCGGAAGGCCUAGAAAACAAAGGCGAGGAACCGCUUCUAGUACCGGCGGUAGUCCUAAUGGCUUCGUUCCUAGGCAUGGAAGCGGAAGGGGCGAUUGUAGCACGGGGCAGGCUUCGUGGUCACAAGCUAGCAGAGGAUGGAUCGACUCGUCUGACGGGCUAUCUCUUUACACCGAUCCAGCACACAGUCUAUCGCAAACAUUAG
Molecule: messenger RNA, 288 nt
Organism: Penicillium lagena
Lineage: Eukaryota; Fungi; Ascomycota; Eurotiomycetes; Eurotiales; Aspergillaceae
Exons: 1
Coding region: 1-288 (95 amino acids)
Source: RefSeq, a predicted model, not a curated record